GCCCUCCCACUCCUCCACCUGGUUUGCACAGCUUCCUGCCCCAGGCACUCCGGACUGAACCACCAUGAGACUCACUGUCCAGCUCUCCUGCCUCCUUGCCUUGCUGGCUGCAGGCCUGGGCCAGGCUGUCAGGGGCCCGGGCAUCCAGGACCCAGGGCCCUGGCCACUGGAGCUAAAAGAGGCCUUCGCGUUGUUCCAGGUCCAGUUCAACCGCAGUUACACAAGUGCGGCAGAGCAAGCCCACCGUCUGCUCAUCUUUGCCCACAACCUGGCCCAGGCGCAGCAGCUGCAGGAGGAGGACUUGGGCACGGCUGAGUUUGGGGCAACUAUGUUCAGUGACCUCACAGAGGAGGAGUUUGGCCAGCUUUAUGGGCAUCGGAUGGUGGCUGGCGCAGUGCCCAAUGUGAGUAGAGAGGCGGUGUCGGAAGCAGGCUGGGAGCCUGUGCCCCCCUCUUGCGACUGGCGGAAGGCACGUGGCGUCAUCUUGCCCGUCAGGGACCAGGGAAACUGCAUGUGCUGCUGGGCCAUGGCGGCAGCAGGCAACAUCGAGGCCCUGUGGGGCAUCUGGUACCACAAGUCUGAGGAGCUAUCGGUGCAAGAGCUGCUGGACUGCGACCGCUGCAACAAUGGCUGCAAUGGUGGCUUCGUGUGGGACGCAUUCAUGACAGUGCUGAUCAACAGAGGCCUGGCCAGUGAGAAAGACUACCCCUUCCAGGGCACCAUGGAGCCCCAGGAGUGCCUGGCAAAGAAGUACCAGAAGGUGGCCUGGAUCCAGGACUUCUUCAUGCUGCCAGCCAAUGAAGACAGAAUUGCCCAGCACCUGGCCACCCAUGGCCCCAUCACGGUGACCAUCAACAAAAAGCUACUGAUGCAAUACAAGAAUGGUGUGAUUCAGGCCACCCACGCCCAGUGUAACCCUGAGAUGGCAGACCACUCGGUCCUGCUGGUGGGGUUUGGCAGGACUGAAAAAGAGGAGGAGGAGGAGGGCAAGCAGGAGUCCCGCCCCCGCCCGCACAGCUCCAUCCCUUACUGGAUCCUGAAGAACUCCUGGGGAGAGAGCUGGGGUGAAAGGGGCUAUUUCCGGCUGCACCGAGGGAGCAACACGUGUGGCCUCACCAAGUACCCAGUCUCAGCACGCGUGGACCUGCGAACUAAGAAGACCCAGGUCUCCUGCCCUCCGUGAGCCUACCUGCCGGAUGCCACUGACCUUGGCCUGUCCCCUCCACCCCACAUAGCCUCAAUAAACCUCAAUGCCCUG
Messenger RNA from Ochotona curzoniae (black-lipped pika), 1258 nucleotides. It is a transcript of the gene CTSW, whose product is annotated as cathepsin W. Lineage: Eukaryota; Metazoa; Chordata; Mammalia; Lagomorpha; Ochotonidae. Bases 65 to 1183 code for a protein of 372 amino acids. The record is from RefSeq and is a predicted model, not a curated record. Gene Ontology annotation, cellular component: lysosome. Gene Ontology annotation, molecular function: cysteine-type endopeptidase activity. The transcript is spliced from 10 exons.